Messenger RNA from Xenopus laevis (African clawed frog), 2436 nucleotides. It is a transcript of the gene serpine2.L, whose product is annotated as serpin peptidase inhibitor, clade E (nexin, plasminogen activator inhibitor type 1), member 2 L homeolog. The coding region runs from base 127 to 1314 and encodes 395 amino acids. Gene Ontology annotation, molecular function: serine-type endopeptidase inhibitor activity. The transcript is spliced from 9 exons. Gene Ontology annotation, biological process: negative regulation of plasminogen activation; negative regulation of blood coagulation; negative regulation of proteolysis. Lineage: Eukaryota; Metazoa; Chordata; Amphibia; Anura; Pipidae. The record is from RefSeq and is a predicted model, not a curated record. Gene Ontology annotation, cellular component: extracellular region.
AUCAGGGCAUGCUCUUUGCUUGCUGGGAUAACAGACAUGAGAGAGAGAAGACAGCAGUGUUACGGGAAAAAGAAUUAGUGCAUUUGCUGAAAUAUUCUUACUUGACUUCCCUCCAGUUGUACGAUCAUGAGGCGACUAGUCGUACUUCUAUUUCUGGGGGCAUUCCUGGCAUCUGUACAACCUGAGCUCGAUCCACUAUCCCUGGAGGAACUGGGCUCGGACAUCGGAAUUCAAGUGUUUAACCAGGUGGUCAAGACCAGGCCGCAUGAAAAUAUUGUAAUGUCACCACAUGGAAUCUCAUCCGUGCUGGGCAUGCUGCAGCUAGGGGCAGAUGGGAAGACUAAGAAGCAAUUGAUGACCGUCAUGCGGUAUAAAAUCAAUGAGGUUGCCAAAAGCCUAAAGAAGAUUAACAGGGCCAUCGUUGCAAAGAAGAAUAAGGAUAUUGUGACUACUGCAAACGGAGUGUUUGCCAGCAGCGCGUUCAAAAUGGAGGGUUCCUUUGUCUACAAGAAUAAAGAUGUCUUUCACAGUGAUGUCAGAAGUGUUGACUUUCAGGAGAAGAACACAGCUGCUUCCAUUAUCAACCAGUGGGUGAAAAACCAGACUAAGGGGAUGAUAGAAGGACUGAUCUCACCUGAGCUGUUGGACAGUUCUGUUACACGGCUGGUGCUGGUUAAUGCUCUGUAUUUUAAGGGGCUCUGGAAAUCCCGUUUCCAGCCAGAAAACACAAAGAAACGCACCUUUCAUGGACCAGAUGGGAAAGACUAUCAAGUGCCAAUGUUGGCCCAGCUGUCCCUGUUCAGAAGUGGAUCUGCAAGUACACCCAAUGGGCUUUGGUACAAUGUCAUUGAACUUCCUUACCACGGAGGAAGCCUUAGCAUGUUAGUGGCAUUGCCCACAGAGGAGAGCACCCCUUUAUCUGCCAUCAUUCCCCACAUUAGUACUAAAACCUUGCAGAGCUGGAUGACUAUGACUCCUAAGCGGGUUCAGCUCAUCUUACCAAAGUUUAGUGUGGAAGCAGAAGCUGAUCUGAAAGAGCCUCUGAGAAACUUGGGUAUCACAGAGAUGUUUGAUGUAUCAAAAGCCAACUUUGCGAAGAUUACAAGAUCAGAGAGCCUUCAUGUGUCACACCUGCUCCAGAAAGCUAAGAUAGAAGUGAAUGAGGAUGGUACAAAGGCAUCCGGAGCCACAACUGCAGUUUUGAUAGCAAGAUCAUCGCCCCGUUGGUUUACAGUGGACAGGCCAUUUUUGUUUUUUAUUCGGCAUAACCCUACAGGUGCUGUGCUCUUCACAGGGCAGAUCAACAAGCCUUGAGGGGGAGAUGCUCCGUAGUCCUGUAUCCUGAUUCCAGUGCUAGAUAUUUGUACAUUGCCCUGUUUUUUUUUGUGAAUUCUUAUCAUUUUUAAACUGAACGUUUGACUGUAUUUGUAAUGUUUUUUUGUUAACUUUGUUUUGAUAAUGCAGAUCGAUGGUACACUUGCUAAAAGGUGGUUAUUUUUAACUACUGAGUGUUUGUGGCUUUAUUAGAGCUUUUCUUUUUCGUUUUACAUUUUUUAAUAUAUGUAAUUAUUCCCUGAACUUUCUCAUUAUCCUGACAACCAGUUGUGUAUUAAAGCAGUGUGCUGGGUGGGCCGGCUGUGUCUCGGCUAAGCAACAUCCAAGGCAGGAGAUGAUAUUCCUAAAUGGACUUUCACUGAGCCUGAGAAAUAUUUCCUAACGUACUUUCCUAACAUAGAGGCCAUUUUGCACUAAUCUAUAAGAACCAAUCCAACCUUCUUUCAUUGCCUGAGUACAGUAGAUUCAAACUUGCAGUGAUGAGACGUGAUCCUUCACAUGGGGUACUUUCCAGCUAUAAAAAUAGGAGUCGCUGACCCCAUCUUAAAAACAAAUGCUCUGUAAGGCUGAACAUUAUUUGUUAUUGCUACUUUUGAUUACUCAUCUUUCUAUUUAGGCCUCUCCUAUUCAUAUUCAAAUCAAAGCAUGGGUGCUAGGGUACUUUGGACCGUAGCAACCAAAUUUCUGAAAUUGCUGAAUAAAAAGCUACAUAACUCAAAAACCAAAAAUAACGGAAACCAAUUGCAAAUUGUCUCAGAAUAUCACUUUCUAUGUAUACUAAAAGUAAAUUUAAAGGUGAACAACCCAUUUACAGCCAGGACAGCUGAAGGGCUACAGAAUUGACACCUAUAUUGCACCCCAUCUCUAUCACUGAUUGGCUAAAAUAUGUUUUCAGCAUUCCUGCCAUACUUGGAGACGCGUGAUGCCAUUUUUAUUUCCUUUUGAGUCACUGCCCUUGUUUAAUAUGAUUGUGAUGAAUGUACCCAGUUUUUAUAUUGUGUGUAACACCAUGCAUGUGUUCAUUGAAAUAAGUAAACUAAAUUAACAUUUGUAUGGCAUUAAAGACUGCAGCUCUAGCUCCGAGGUGCAUUUCAAAUACAA